Neopelma chrysocephalum (saffron-crested tyrant-manakin) is the source of this 6081-nucleotide messenger RNA. RefSeq names its product plexin B2 (gene PLXNB2). The record is from RefSeq and is a predicted model, not a curated record. Gene Ontology annotation, cellular component: semaphorin receptor complex. Gene Ontology annotation, molecular function: protein binding; semaphorin receptor activity. Bases 1 to 4287 code for a protein of 1428 amino acids. Gene Ontology annotation, biological process: regulation of GTPase activity; regulation of cell migration; semaphorin-plexin signaling pathway involved in axon guidance. Lineage: Eukaryota; Metazoa; Chordata; Aves; Passeriformes; Pipridae. The transcript is spliced from 34 exons.
AUGCCGUUGGCCUUCCUGGCCACCUGGGCACACUGCUGGUUCAUGGUGUUCCUGUCAUCCACUGCAACUGAGUACAGCUCUCUUACUAUUGAACUAAAUAAACCCAUAAAGAAGGACCUGGUCCUUGACCAAACCCAAGAAAAUCUGUACGUGAUGACCACAGACAAGGUGUAUCGGUUACCUGUGCAGGACUGCCACAAAUAUUCGGACUGUGAGAAGUGUGCCCAAGCGAGGGAUCCAUACUGCGGCUGGUGUGUGAGAGAGGGCAGGUGCACAAAGAAGGCAGACUGUGGAACAGCCGAUAAGGAGAAUCACUGGCUGUGGAGUCCAAGUGGCACAUGUGUGACUAUCAUUAGUGCAGACCCUCUAAAUAUGAGUCGCAGAGCCCCUGCUAAGGUGGAACUGACUGUAAGUCCAUUGCCCAUUUUGACUGCAAGUGACAAUGUUUGCUGUACAUUUGGGGGAACAACACGUUCUGCUCAGUUGAAAGAAGGGGUUAUUAUCUGUGAUCCACCUGAUAUAAUUCCUCCAACACCAAAACAUCAAGAUCAUGUUUCAGUUCCACUUCAGUUAACCUUUGAAGAGAACAAGAUAUUUUUUGCAUCACAUACUUACCCUUUUUAUGACUGUGAAGAAGCAAUGAAUCUUUUUGAAAAUCAGCCAUGCUAUUCCUGUGCAAGCAAUAGAUGGAAUUGCCAAUGGGACUGGAAGAGACAUAUCUGUGAAGAGUCCUCUUCAAUACAGGAUGUGAUUAAACAAAAUAUGGAAGAAGAAUGCCCACAGUUUCUAAACCCUGACCCUCCAAUAAUACCUAUGGAGUACCAAACAACUGUGUAUUUUGAGGGAAAGCAUCUAGAUUAUUAUCAGGGUAAAAAAUUUGUAGUUGGAAACAGCCAAUUUGAAUUCGAAGCUCCUGUUGAUGAAUCAGAUAAUGGAAAUUUUUCAUUCAUGACUAAAGAGUUCUCCUAUAGUGCAAAUGAAACUCUACAACUUAACUUAUCCAUAAGAACAGAUAAGGUCAAGAUUGACAGCAAACUGAUGGUGACUCUGUACAACUGCUCUUAUGGACGAAGCGACUGCAGCUUGUGCCUUGCUGCCCAUCACGACUAUAAGUGUGUCUGGUGUGAAGAAGAGGGCAAGCCCAGCAAGUGCGUUUAUGAAAAACUCUGUCAUGCUCCUCCCACCAACACAUGUCCUCCUCCAGAAAUCACUCGCAUUGAGCCAAAAACUGGACCACUAAGUGGUGGAAUUCUUUUGACCAUAAUGGGAUCUAAUUUGGGAAUAAAAGCAGAAGAUGUAAAAAGUAUAACGGUGGCAAACAAGGAAUGUCUUUUCAAAGAGGAGUUCUACUCUGUUUCCACAAGGAUUGUGUGUCAAGUUGGACCAAUGAAUGAACCACAACAAGGUCAAAUUGAAGUUAACAUCAGUGGAAAAUUAGGUAAAUCACCAAGUGAAGUUCUGUUUACAUACCAGGAACCUCAUCCUUCUCAAAUAAGACCUGAAAGUGGUCCACAAGCGGGUGGAACCACACUUACCAUCUCUGGUAUAAACCUCGCCACUGGUUCCAAGAAGGAUGUUCAAGUUUCAGUCGGUAGCCAGCCUUGCAAUGUCACCAAAUUUGGAGACGAGAUCGUUUGCAUUACAGGACCUAAUAACAAGGUUGAAACUGUUCCAGUCACAAUGAACUAUGGGGGCAUGACAAUUAUUGUACCACAGCUGUUUACAUACAGUGGGAAUCCUACUGUCACCAAAUUCCUACCAGUAAAUAGCUUCAGCAGUGGAGGGAGAAAUAUUACAGUAACUGGAACCAGUUUUGAGCUCAUACAGAGUUUCUCAUUGGUGGUAUAUGCAGAACGUCCAGAAGCAGGGAAGAUAAAUCAAAAAAAGUUUUAUGGAAAUCUUGUUACAAGACUCAAUGAAACCACGGUGGUUUUUUCUUCCCCACCAAUACUGGAAGACCCAGAAAACUACAACAUUACCACUGUUAUUCUGAUGGAUCGUUAUGAGUUGGUUGUAAAAAAUGAGAGCCAUUCCUUUGCCUAUGUUGCAGACCCAACCUUUGAAAACUUUACAGAUGGCAUCAAAAAACAAGUUAACAAACUUAUUAAUGCAAAGGGCAGUAACCUGAACAAAGCCAUGACAAUAGACGAGGCCCAGGCUUUUGUGGGUGAUGAGCCUUGCAACAUAAAAACUCUUACUGAAACGGACUUAUACUGUGAGCCACCAGAAGUACAGCCUCAACCAAAGAAACGGCAGAAGAGAGAUACCAUCAAUAACCUUCCUGAAUUCAUUGUGAAAUUUGGACUCCGGGAAUGGAUCCUUGGAAGGGUGGAAUAUGAUACACGUGUGACUGAUAUCCCACUGAAUCUUAUUUUGCCACUGGUACUUAUUCCUAUGAUAGCAAUAAUUGGUAUUUCUAUCAUCUGUUACAGACGCAAGAGCCAACAAGCAGAACGAGAGUAUGAAAAAAUUAAAUCACAGCUUGAAGGCCUGGAGGAGAGUGUCAGAGACCGGUGCAAGAAGGAAUUCACAGAUCUAAUGAUAGAGAUGGAGGAUCAGACAAAUGAUAUCAAUGAAGCUGGAAUUCCAGUACUGGACUACAAAACCUACACAGACAGAGUCUUCUUCUUGCCCUCCAAAGAUGGAGAGAAAGAUGUGAUGAUUACGGGGAAGCUGGAUAUUCCUGAGGCUAGGCGCCAGACUGUGGAGCAGGCUUUGUACCAGUUUUCUAAUCUCCUCAACAGCAAAUCAUUUCUCAUUAAUUUUAUUCACACGCUGGAAAACCAAAGGGAGUUCUCUGCUCGAGCUAAAGUGUAUUUUGCAUCUUUACUGACAGUCGCUUUACAUGGAAAGCUAGAAUACUAUACUGACAUCAUGAGGACGCUGUUCUUAGAACUUAUGGAGCAGUAUGUUGUGGCCAAAAACCCAAAGCUGAUGCUAAGAAGGUCUGAAACGGUUGUUGAGAGAAUGUUGUCUAACUGGAUGUCUAUUUGUUUAUAUCAGUACCUCAAGGACAAUGCUGGGGAGCCUCUUUAUAGGUUGUUCAAGGCUAUCAAACACCAGGUAGAAAAAGGCCCAGUGGAUGCUGUACUAAAGAAAGCCAAGUAUACACUGAAUGACACAGGCUUACUGGGAGAUGAUGUAGAGUAUACACAAUUGACAGUUAAUGUAUAUGUGCAAGAUGGUGGGAACGAAUCCAUACCUGUGAAAGUGCUGAACUGUGACACUAUAUCACAAGUAAAGGAAAAGAUAAUAGACCAAGUCUAUCGAAAUCUGCCAUGUUCUCAGUGGCCAAAAGCUGAGAGUGUAGUUCUUGAGUGGCGUCCAGGUUCUACUGCACAGAUCCUCUCAGACUUGGAUUUAACAUCCCAAAGAGAUGGCAGAUGGAAACGUAUCAACACAUUAAUGCAUUAUAACGUCCGAGAUGGUGCCACACUCAUCUUAUCGAAAAUGGGAAUUUCCCAGCAGCCAGAGGAUAAUCAACAAGAUGUCCCAGGGGAAAGGCAUGCACUCCUGGAAGAUGAAAAUAAGGUCUGGCAUCUAGUCCGGCCAGUAGAUGAAAUGGAUGAAGGUAAAUCAAAGCGGGGCAGUGUGAAAGAAAAAGAGAGGACCAAAGCUAUUACAGAAAUCUACCUGACAAGACUUCUUUCUGUGAAGGGGACACUUCAGCAGUUUGUAGAUGACUUCUUUCAUAGUGUGCUCAACUCGAACCAUGUGGUCCCACCAGCUGUGAAGUACUUUUUUGACUUUCUUGAUGAGCAAGCAGAAAAACAUGACAUCAAGGAUGAAGAUACCAUUCAUAUCUGGAAAACAAACAGCCUGCCUCUUAGAUUCUGGGUAAACAUACUGAAAAAUCCCCACUUCAUCUUUGAUGUACAUGUUCACGAAGUAGUGGAUGCUUCCUUGUCAGUCAUUGCACAGACUUUCAUGGAUGCUUGCACAAGAACAGAGCACAAAUUAAGCAGAGAUUCUCCAAGUAAUAAAUUACUUUACGCAAAAGAAAUCUCUAACUAUAAGAAAAUGGUGGAAGAUUACUACAAAGGUAUUCGUCAGAUGGUGCCAGUGAGUGACCAAGACAUGAAUACCCAUCUAGCAGAGAUUUCUAGGGCACAUACCGAUUCCUUAAACACACUUGUGGCUCUGCACCAACUCUACCAGUACACUAACAAAUACUAUGAUGAGAUUAUAAAUGCACUUGAAGAGGAUCCAGCUGCACAAAAAAUGCAGCUUGCCUUCCGUUUACAGCAAAUAGCAGCUGCGUUAGAGAAUAAAGUGACUGACCUUUGACUCAAAAGCCGCAAUAAAGAAAUCUGAUCUGAAGAUGUUCAAAUUCAUUCUUCCUGUUAAGGAAAUAGUGUUCUAUUUUUUAAUGUAUAAUUACAACUUUAAAUGAAAAAUUUCCUGGUUUUUUGAUAGCAGAGGUGUAAUGUAAAGAAUUUUUACUGUAAAUUAUGCUUCUAAUUAAAAGCUGUGUUGUGUGUAAAUGAAUCUUCUGUGGGAAAGAGAGUCCUUUGGCUGGGGGCAGGGUGGGGGGUGGAAGAAGGAAAACCUAUAGUUCAUUUGAUUUAGUAGAAUCUGAGACAUCAGCAUUUAGGAUUCAUUAUGCAAGUAAAUUCAAUACUAUAGCAUCCUUUCUACCUUAAGCAAUAUUUGUACUAGGAAAACAAUAAUAUACUCAGAGACACAUGCAAUAUCCCCUUUUAUUUUGAUAACUGGAAACUGACUUCCAUAGAACUCUAAAACUUAGGCUGUGCGCAUAACAAACAUCAUGAACAACUUGUCUGAUUUCUCUGCAAGAUCUAAAAAUGGGAUUUGCUACCACACGGUUCUAAAUUUAAUUAUUUAUGUCCAUGGUGAUGCACAGUAUUGCACCCACCACAGUUGGUUGUGACAGAAAUAAGAGUAACGUCAGUGUAGGAGGGUUCUACUGAUGAAGUCUCAUUUGAUUCAGAAAUCACUGCAAAGAAGGAAUUAGUCCUUAAAACUUAAAAACUCUUUGUUAUUAUUGUGAGUUUUAUGAUAUAUGCUAAUGUGCCUUACUUGUACUAAUUCUGUGAAACUGAUGAAUGGUUUUGUAAAAAGAAGCAGAUCAGAAAAAGAAGUAUUUAUGUGCUAUUGAAUGACUUUUGUGUGAAAAACAUGACCAGCAGAAUGCUUGUAAUUAGCUGCUUGCCGAGAGUGUGCUGUUUAACAUGAUUUGAUUAUGUAUAAUAUCCUAUUUUAGAAUGGUUCUGACGAUUUUUUAUUUGAAUCCUGGAACUGUCCUAGAAAUACCAUCACUUGUUUUUAUUGUAUCUGUGAUGUAAAAUACUAGUAUGAUAUUGGAAAAAUCAUAUACCCAUCUAUUGAAAACCACUCGGUCAGUUUCGAGCCUUGGAAUGCUGCAUUUGAUUGAAUACACACUAUAACCCACAGCCAAGAAAAUUGAAAUAACUUGUCAGAAAGUGUGUGUUUACAAUAUAGGUAAGCUUCGUACAAAUCAAAAAGUUAGGUACGUCUUCUUAAAUUGCUGUAUUGCACAUCAGAGAACUUUAUUUCUCUUGGUCUCGCAAGUUUUUGGCAGUAAAGUAGCAUUUUAAUGAAGUGCUGCCAUCUGUACUCCUUCGUUCAUUGUCCUGCCAAGCACCCAGACUCUGCUAACUCUCAGCAAGCUAAUGCAGUGUCUGCUGCCCGCUCUCCCUGCCUGGUAGGUUGUCACACACUGACUUUUACUGUCUGUUGAUAUUUUAUUUUUUUUUCUCCCAUUUUGAAAAUUUCCUAAUAUUUGUCAGUGGGCCUUGCCUUCAGUUUCUGAAAAUCAAAAGCCUCACCAGAACUGGUUUCCUGCCCAGAAGGCUGGAAGCAUUUGUUCGUUUGUUUUGUACUCGACUUCUUGCAUCUGUCUAUAAUCAUUCCUGAACCUGCCUGGGCUGUAAGUUAUUUUACACUGUUUAGGACUGAGGUACAUGGUUUCUACAGAAAGAUGCUUUGCCAGCUACUCUUUCAUCAACAAAAGCAUCCUAAUUUCAUGGCUAAUCUGUUUCUUUGUCAUUAUUUGUAAAUCCUGUUAAUUGUAAAUCAAAUACAAUGUUGUUUUUUCCA